AUGACCACCGCUACACCAAAGAAAAACGUUGUCAUCAUUGGCGGCUCCUGCGUUGCCACCGCCGCCGCACUCGAGGCAAAGAAGUACUUGCCGUCGACACACCGUGUCAUCACCAUCGAGAAGCACUCCCAUUUCCACUACAUGUUUGCCUUCCCCCGCGCCUGUGUCAUUGACGGCUGGGAGAAUGAACUCUUUGUGCCCUACACCAAGCUCUUCGACUCUCCUGAGAAGGGCCAGGUCAUCCAAGCCCUCGCCACCAACAUCACCAAGACCCAUGUGGAGAUUGACAGACCUAUCGAAGGAUUCGGGACCAGCAUCGAGUACGAGUACCUCAUCUAUGCCACAGGUGCUCGUCACCCUGAACCCGGCAACCUGAACGACCACGACACCAAGGCAGGGGCUAUCCAGAGACUCAAGGAAAUGCAGGCCAAGAUCCAAAAGGCGACCAAGAUCUUGCUCAUUGGCGGUGGAGCGGUUGGGUUGGAAUUGGCGGUAGAGAUUCGUGAACACUUUCCUGCGAAGGAGGUGACCUUGGUCCAUUCACGUGAUCAGUAUAUGCCCUCGUACAAGACCACCAUGCACGAGAAGACGGUGGCGAUCCUGGCCGACUUUGGUGUCCGCGAGAUCCGGGGUGACAGAGUUGUUAUCCCUGAGGGUGGGUUCAAGGAUGACUUUAAGAUGAUCAAAGUCGCCACCCGCGACGGCAAAGAAAUCGAAUCUGACCUCCAGAUUCUGUGCACGGGAAUGACACCUCAGAGUGACCUGCUGAGCAAGUUGUCGCCCCAGUCGAUCAACCCCAAGAACCGUCUCGUCAUGACCAAGCCUUCUCUUCAGAUUAUUGACGAUGCCUUCCCCAACAUCUUUUCCGCCGGCGAUGUCGCCGAUCUCGAAGACGUCAAGACGGGCGGAGCGGCAUGGAGGCAAGGAAUUGUGUGCAUGAACAACAUUAUCAAGCUGAUCAAGAACCCCAGUACCCCAUCCACCGGUCUGACCCAGCAUGCGCCCAUGGCCCCUCAGAUCAUGUUGUACUUCGGUGUGGCCAAGGCAGUGGCGCAGCUCAAGUUGUUCUUUGUGUUCUGCACUUCGUGGGACUUUUUUUUGAAGCGCUUUUUUAGCUAUAAUAUCCAUGCCUCGCGUUCCUGGAGCUGGCUCGGUACUCCCCUGUCCAAAGAGACCGCUGACAAGUAA
This is a messenger RNA of Linnemannia hyalina, 1188 nucleotides long. NCBI's taxonomy places the organism in Eukaryota, Fungi, Mortierellomycota, Mortierellomycetes, Mortierellales, Mortierellaceae. The record is from the annotation of a GenBank genome assembly.